Molecule: messenger RNA, 1638 nt
Organism: Pseudogymnoascus destructans
Lineage: Eukaryota; Fungi; Ascomycota; Leotiomycetes; Thelebolales; Thelebolaceae
Gene: FUM1
Product: fumarase fum1
Exons: 2
Coding region: 1-1638 (545 amino acids)
Biological process (GO): fumarate metabolic process; tricarboxylic acid cycle; malate metabolic process
Cellular component (GO): tricarboxylic acid cycle heteromeric enzyme complex; mitochondrion
Molecular function (GO): fumarate hydratase activity
Source: RefSeq, a predicted model, not a curated record
AUGAUCACGUUACGGUCAGCAUCAGCUAGCGCCGUGCCUGUAGCUCUACUCGCCAGGGCAUCAUCGACCAGGGUGACCUACCCCUCACUCCCCAAUGCCGCCAAGCUGAGCACUUUCUCUCGGCCGACGACAUCUUAUCUCUCUUCAUCCGUUUCGCGUGCGCAUAUCCGCUCGAUACCGUCGUACAGAUCCUUCAGCAUCUCCACACGCGCCAUGGCAGAGACCAGGGCUGAGACCGAUGCCUUCGGCGAGGUUCACGUUCCCGCGGACAAGUACUGGGGCGCCCAGACUGAGCGUUCCCUCGAGAACUUCAGGAUCAACCAGCCCCAGGACCGCAUGCCCCCGCCGAUUGUGAGGGCGUUUGGUAUCCUGAAGGGCGCGGCCGCGACUAUCAACAUGCAGUUCGGGCUUGACCCGACGAUUGGCAAAGCCAUCCAGCAAGCGGCUGCUGAGGUAGCCGACCUCAAGCUCCUCGACCACUUCCCGCUCGUGGUGUGGCAGACCGGCUCCGGCACCCAAUCGAACAUGAACGCCAACGAGGUCAUCUCCAACCGCGCCAUCGAGAUCCUAGGCGGCACCAUGGGCUCCAAGAAGCCCGUCCACCCCAACGACCACGUCAACAUGUCCGCCUCCUCCAACGACACCUUCCCGACCGUGAUGCACAUCGCCGCGGUCCUCGAGAUCGAGGAAGAGCUCCUCCCCGCCAUCCGCUCCCUCCGCGACGCCCUCCAAGCCAAGGUCGUCGAUUUCGAAGCCAAGAAAAUCAUCAAGAUCGGCCGCACCCAUCUCCAGGACGCCACACCCCUCACCCUCGCGCAGGAAUUCUCGGGCUACGUCGCACAGCUAGACUACGGCCUCGCCCGCAUCCAGUCCUCGCUGCCUGACCUGCGCCUGCUCGCCCAGGGCGGCACCGCCGUCGGCACGGGUAUCAACACCUACAAGGGCUUCGCUGAGGCCAUCGCUGCGGAAGUCACAAAGAUGACUGGGAAGCACUUCUCCACCGCCCCCAACAAAUUCGAAGCCCUCGCCGCCCACGACGCCCUCGUCCAAGCCUCCGGCUCCCUCAACACCGUCGCCUCCUCCCUGUUCAAGAUCGCGCAGGACAUCCGCUUCUUGGGAUCCGGCCCCCGCUGCGGCCUCGGCGAGCUGAGCCUCCCCGAGAACGAGCCCGGAAGCUCAAUCAUGCCGGGCAAGGUAAACCCUACCCAAGCCGAGGCCCUGACUAUGGUCUGCGCACAGGUCAUGGGUAACCACCACGCCACCACCAUCGGCGGGAUGAACGGCCAAUUCGAACUCAACGUCUUCAAGCCCCUCAUUAUCCGCAACGUGCUCCACAGCAUCCGUCUCCUCGCCGACGCCUCGCGCUCCUUCGAGAAGAACCUCGUCGCUGGGAUGACCGCUAACGAGGAGAAGAUCGCGUCGAUCAUGCAGGAGUCUCUGAUGCUUGUCACGUGCCUGAACCCGCGUAUUGGUUACGAUGCCGCUAGCCGCGUCGCGAAGAACGCGCAUAAGAAGGGACUGACGCUCAGGGAGUCGGCGGUGGAGUUGGGGGCGUUGAGCGAGGAGGAGUUUGAUAGGUUGGUGAGGCCAGAGUUGAUGGUUGGGCCGGAGGAGUAUGUGCCUAAGGCCAAGGCUUAG